This is a messenger RNA of Aedes albopictus (Asian tiger mosquito), 961 nucleotides long. It is a transcript of the gene Vkor, whose product is annotated as vitamin K epoxide reductase complex subunit 1-like protein 1. The coding region runs from base 259 to 786 and encodes 175 amino acids. The transcript is spliced from 2 exons. The record is from RefSeq and is a predicted model, not a curated record. Gene Ontology annotation, biological process: vitamin K metabolic process; peptidyl-glutamic acid carboxylation. NCBI's taxonomy places the organism in Eukaryota, Metazoa, Arthropoda, Insecta, Diptera, Culicidae. Gene Ontology annotation, molecular function: vitamin-K-epoxide reductase (warfarin-sensitive) activity.
ACCGACCGAGCCCAGCAGCAGCAGCAGACGUUCUCGCGACUUCACUGCGCUUGGUCGGGGCUUUUGAUUGCUCUCUUCCGCUUCCUUUUGUCCGGUCCGGUGUUACCCAUCAUCUUCGGUGCGCGCUUGGAAACUUCGUCAGGCGUAAUGUCCUGCGGUCGCUGCUAAGCGCCGGAAGCAGCUCUUCGACACCUUUUACCUGUUCAACCAUCUGUAUCUCUCUAUCUGGCAUCUUCUGGAAAAGUUCGAAAGUUCGCGAUGAGUUCCAGCAGCAGCAGCAAUUGCAAGUACUCCUGCACGGCCGGAUUGGUCGGGUUGAGUUUCGCCGGAUUCCUGCUGUCGCUGUACACGUCCUACGUGGAGAUCCGGGCCGAGCGGGACCAUAGCUACGAGGCCAUGUGCGACAUAAGCGAGCGAAUUAGCUGCACGAAAGUGUUUACAUCGCCUUACGGUCGCGGUUUCGGCCUGGUGGGGCCACUGCUCGGCCACGACUCCCCCCUCAACAUCCCGAACGGAUUCUUCGGCAUUUUCUACUACUUCCUGGUGGCGGGUCUAUCGUUCAGCAACAGCAUUCGCAUAACGCGGUUCACCACCUACCUGAUCGGCCUAUCGAACGCGUUGUCCCUGUACCUGGCCUAUCUGCUGUACUUCGUCCUGGAGGACCUUUGCGUCGUAUGCGUUUCGACCUACGCCGUCAAUUUCGUCAGCCUGAUUCUGGCCGUGCAGAAGGGGCGGAUUUUGGUCCGCGAGGAUCAAGUCAUGCGCGUCAUGCAGAAGGAUCGCUAGAGUUGUGAAGUUUAUGUGUGAAAUUUUAAAAAGCUUGCCGUCGUUUUUGUUCCAUGACAAAGAAGUGGAUUUGAAAAAAAAACAUUGUUGUAUUAUGUGAUGACAUUUUUCAUAUAGUUGUAGUUAUCGCUCGAAUUGAACAAUAAAUUCUACAUGUGAUGGUUUUACUGCACAA